AUGAGUUUAAAACCCUUCACCUACCCAUUUCCAGAGACAAGAUUUCUUCAUUCAGGAUCCAGUGUAUAUAAAUUCAAAAUCAGAUAUGGUGACAGCAUCAGAGGGGAAGAUGUAGAAAAUAAGGAAGUCAUCGUCCAGGAGCUGGAGGUCCCUGCUGAGAGGAAGGCAGCAAGAGUCAUGAAGAAGAAACGAAAGCGCAUGGAAUUGUCUGUCUCUCCCAGCAGACCAGGGCUGGACAGGGCCACGAUGAGGACUUCCAGCCAAGGUCCCAGCAGAAAGAAGUUCCUCAUGGAAACCAGCAGGAACAUGGAAAGAAACACCCAGCAGAAAUGUCAGGAGACUCCAGCAUUUGAUGGCACUGAUGUCCAGGAACAGGGUUCUAGGUGGGAGGACAGCCUAGCGGGGGAGAUUACCCCACCAUUGCAGCAAAGCAAUCCGCCUCCACCUGCAGGACCCACAGGCCUGGGGACCAGUGGCUUCUUUGGGUUUUUGAGCUCUCUCUUCCCGUUCCGGUAUUUCUUCAGAAAGAGCAGCCACUGGGGUGGGGAGAAGAGAAGAGGUGGGCUGCUGCGAAAGGGCCUGGGACCUGAAGGGGAAGCCAGCGGGUGUCGGGACUGGAGGACUAGGGACAAGUUGCAUUUACAGCCUUUGCCCUAUCGUCCCAAGCUCAGCCUGCUUCACAAAGCUGCCGAGAGGCACAAUCCGGAAUCUGGAGACCUGAGUGCGUCCGACUGA
This is a messenger RNA of Myotis myotis, 735 nucleotides long. It is a transcript of the gene MAJIN, whose product is annotated as membrane anchored junction protein. Gene Ontology annotation, cellular component: nuclear inner membrane. The transcript is spliced from 8 exons. Gene Ontology annotation, biological process: homologous chromosome pairing at meiosis; meiotic attachment of telomere to nuclear envelope. The record is from RefSeq and is a predicted model, not a curated record. Lineage: Eukaryota; Metazoa; Chordata; Mammalia; Chiroptera; Vespertilionidae. The coding region runs from base 1 to 735 and encodes 244 amino acids. Gene Ontology annotation, molecular function: DNA binding.